UGAAGCUAAUCGUGUUCGUGCUUUAUGCGACUAUGCGAGUCAGCGUGUGCGGUGUGACGCAGUGACGGUGUGAGCUAGCACUAUAAACGCACGCUGAACAUUUACAUUUGAGGUAAAAGGUAAGAUCUUAUGGAAAAUGGAAGUUCCUCCUACCUUCGAAGAAGCUAUCAGAGCUGCUUUUAGAGGCUGGGAUGCACUACAGUUUGCAGUUGAUCAGCAUGCUGGUGGACUCAAGAGUCGACAAAUAGCAGAGUGGAUGAUAGGUGCAACUGAACAGUAUUUUGCAGAAAAUGAAGACCUAGAACCAGACGAAGUGGCAGAUGUUUUAACUGAUAUCAUGGAAGAAGAAUUACACGUCGAAGUAUGUGACGGCUCCGACAAAUUUAUUGGCGAAUAUUUAUGUAGAGUGCACCGACUUCUACUAAAGAAAAAUUAUGAUGCAGUUCGGUCGGAGAUGAGCAAAUUGCCGUCAUAUAAUCCAGCCCUUUUCACGAUGCAGAGCGAGCCUGAUGAGGCUGACGUGAGCUUGAGUGUUGUAAACAGCGUUGUCAACCACGGGGAGGAGGCGAGUGAGGAGUCUGACUCGACCGAGGAUGAAGAAACACCUAAAAAAGUUGCUGAAAAACCACAAGUGGACGAUGAUGGCUGGACUCAUGUCAGAAGAGGUCCUAGAAAGAAUGACAAAUAAAAAAUAUAUGAAAGUGUGA
Molecule: messenger RNA, 707 nt
Organism: Hyalella azteca
Lineage: Eukaryota; Metazoa; Arthropoda; Malacostraca; Amphipoda; Hyalellidae
Product: pre-rRNA-processing protein TSR2 homolog
Exons: 6
Coding region: 137-688 (183 amino acids)
Biological process (GO): maturation of SSU-rRNA from tricistronic rRNA transcript (SSU-rRNA, 5.8S rRNA, LSU-rRNA)
Cellular component (GO): nucleus
Source: RefSeq, a predicted model, not a curated record